AUGGUAAUGGGUUUUCGCCAUACCCAAACCCAAACCCAAACCCACACACAAGGGAUUUGGAUCGAGGAUUUUCCAUCCCUUCACUACAUUCUAUCUAAGUCAUUUUACAAAAAAUCAUAUAGAAAGCUCAGCAAGUACAUUGACACCUAUGGAAGAAAGAGAAGAGGAUGGAAGAGAUUUGGAAAGAAGAGAAUUAUCAGAAAGAAGAUUGAUGUUUAUGGAAAGAAGAGAAGAUUUAAUAAGAGAAGAAUUGACACUUACAGAAAGAAGAAUAGAAAGAAUAGAAGAGGUGACAAGAAGAAUAAGAAAGUUGAUAUUUACAAGCGUAAAUAA
Naegleria gruberi is the source of this 333-nucleotide messenger RNA. RefSeq lists its product as uncharacterized. The transcript has a single exon. NCBI's taxonomy places the organism in Eukaryota, Heterolobosea, Eutetramitea, Acrasida, Naegleriidae. Bases 1 to 333 code for a protein of 110 amino acids. The record is from RefSeq and is a predicted model, not a curated record.